This is a messenger RNA of Seminavis robusta, 1215 nucleotides long. The record is from the annotation of a GenBank genome assembly. NCBI's taxonomy places the organism in Eukaryota, Bacillariophyta, Bacillariophyceae, Naviculales, Naviculaceae.
AUGCAACAACGCACUACCGGUGGCUGCAAUUCUUGCAGUGAGAUGCUAGAAAGGUUCUUGACAGUCGAGAGUCUCAAUGAUAUCAUUCUCAAGGGAAACGAUGGAGUGGAAGUGCCAGCCAAUCGCUUUUUGCUCGCUGCGAGAUCUGAUGUCUUCAUGGGCAUGCUGCUGGGCAAGUUUCAAGAAUCAUCAUCACCAGUUGUAGAGCUUGGAUUCUCUGGAAUCGUCCUUAAGGCAGUGGUAGAGUUUGUGCUCACAGACACAGCAAAAGUGCUCAACAUCAAAAAACAAAACACACCAAAUGCAGGGGAAGAUAUCACUGCAAAACAGAUUGAAUGCUUAGUAUCAUUGGCCGAGGCAGCUUCCUACUUUGACCUUGCUGGCCUCCAAGACCUUGUCCUUGAAUCUUUUAAAAUGCUUCUUGAAGAGAACCCAUGCUUGUCCCCUUCUGCCCUGCAUGCAUGUAGAAUGACUGGCGACUCAGUGCCAGAGGUGUUUGUUGAACAGGCCAAAACUUUGGUUCGAAAAACCCCAUCUAAGUCACUUUGUGCCAAUCAUGUGGCCAACUUGAGCACUACUGUUCUGGAAGAGAUGCUUAUGGAUUCCGAAAUGGAAAUGACUGAAUAUGAACUGUUUCAAAUUUUAUCCCUUUGGGUAGAUGGUGACACCGGGAAGAGGAAGGAAGCAGCCAUUUGUCUGUCCAAGCAUAUCUCUUUUGAAAAGAUUGAUCUUGAUAAUCUGACAACAACUGUGGCUUCAUCAGGUUUGGUUUCACCUGAGCAACUAUGUGAAGCAUACAAAAUCCAGGCACUGGCACUCCAAAAGCUCUCACCAUCAGCAACUUUCCAAACACCUAGGAAAUCUCUCUGGGUAUCUCAACGACCUGACAAUUGCAGAGGGGUUCCAGUUGCAGUCAAGGUGCAAGGGGCUGGAACUGAAGCUGUUAAUGGAGUCUACACACGAGAUGGAACUCGGAUGGACAAACCGAAGUACACCAUGCAAAGUUCCUAUGAUGGCAACCAAUGUGUCUUCUGGCUUUUCAAUGGGGGUUUGAACUGGUACAUUGACAUUCACACUGAAGCAAAUUCACACUUAGAUGAUCACAUUGAAUUCUACAAAAAUCGCCACGAAAAUGGUGAUUUUCCACCUUGUACUGGAUGGGAUCUCCAGAAAGAUGGAAAGGGAGCAGCUCCAAAAUUUCUCUUCAAGUAUUGA